This is a messenger RNA of Calypte anna (Anna's hummingbird), 2320 nucleotides long. RefSeq names its product pyruvate dehydrogenase complex component X (gene PDHX). Gene Ontology annotation, molecular function: dihydrolipoyllysine-residue acetyltransferase activity. Gene Ontology annotation, biological process: pyruvate decarboxylation to acetyl-CoA. The record is from RefSeq and is a predicted model, not a curated record. The transcript is spliced from 11 exons. Gene Ontology annotation, cellular component: mitochondrion; pyruvate dehydrogenase complex. NCBI's taxonomy places the organism in Eukaryota, Metazoa, Chordata, Aves, Apodiformes, Trochilidae. The coding region runs from base 56 to 1546 and encodes 496 amino acids.
AUCAGGGACAGCCCCAGCAGUGCGAAGGUCAGGGGAGGGGGGGAGGACCAGCAAGAUGGCGGCGUCCUUGUGGCGGGGCUGCGGCGGGAAGGAGCUGGCGAGGCUGCUGCUGGGGAUGCGGCCGGCUCUGGGCGCCGGCGUGUCCUUAGCCACGCGAGUCGGCUGGAGACGGCUGCACAGGACCCAGGAGCUACUGGGUGUACCUGGUAUUAAAGUUCUCAUGCCUGCACUUUCUCCUACAAUGGAAGAAGGAAACAUUGUGAAAUGGUUAAAAAAGGAAGGUGAAACAGUGAAUGCUGGAGAUGCAUUGUGUGAAAUUGAAACAGACAAAGCGGUGGUUACCAUGGAAUCAAGUGAUGAUGGCAUCUUGGCUAAAAUACUGGUGGAAGAAGGAACCAAAAAUGUACGCUUGGGCUCACUAAUUGGUCUGCUGGUAGAGGAAGGACAGGACUGGAAGCAAGUGGAAAUACCAGCUCAGAGUGAUCCCUCUCCUGUGGCUCCACCAGCACCCAAGGUUACCUCAGCUCCUGCAGCUCCUUCAGUGCCUCCUAAACUGGAACAUCCACCUGGAAAACCACAGAUUCGCUUAAGUCCUGCAGCUCGCAACAUUCUGGAGACUCAUGGUCUGGAUCCAAGCAAUGUUACACCUUCUGGGCCUCGAGGCAUCUUCACUAAAGAGGAUGCUCUCAAACUUCUGCAAGAGAAGCAGAAGGGCAAACCCGUUGAAUUGAAACCUGCAGUUUCUCCAGCUCCUCUCCAUCCCGCUGCAGAACCAGCAGCAGCUGUGACUUCUGCUUAUCCAAGGCCAGCAAUUCCACCAGUUUCCACACCAGGACAACCUGCUGCACCGGACACUUUCACAGAAAUUCCAGCUAGCAACAUCCGAAGAGUUAUUGCUAAGAGAUUAACAGAGUCUAAAACUACUAUACCUCAUGCAUAUGCUGCUGCUGACUGUGACAUUGAUGCUAUUUUGAAAUUAAGGAAAGAAUUGGCCAAAGAUGACAUUAAAGUAUCUGUAAAUGAUUUUAUUAUCAAGGCAACUGCAGUUACUCUGAAGCAAAUGCCAGAUGUGAAUGUAACCUGGGAUGGAGAAGCCUGCAGGCAGCUGCACUCCGUGGACAUUUCUGUUGCUGUGGCAACAGACCGAGGUCUCAUUACACCAAUCAUAAAAGAUGUUGCUGCCAAGGGAAUUACGGAAAUUGCUGCCUCUGCAAAGGCCCUAGCUAAGAAGGCAAGAGAUGGAAAACUGUUACCAGAAGAAUACCAGGGAGGAUCUUUUAGUAUCUCCAAUCUCGGCAUGUUUGGCAUCAAUGAUUUCACUGCAGUGAUAAACCCUCCUCAGGCCUGCAUCCUGGCUGUGGGACGAGCAAGACCAGAGCUCAAGAUUGUGGAAGAUGAGGAUGGGAACGAGAAACUUAAGCAGCGUCAACUCAUGACAGUGACACUUUCAAGUGACAGUCGUGUGGUAGAUGAUGAACUGGCUUCAAAGUUUCUGAAGACCUUGAAAGCCAACAUAGAGAACCCAAUACGACUUGCCUUGAGUUAAACUCAGAGAAAAUGGCUGCUGCUUUUGGUAACAUAGAUAGGUGUUAUGUAGUUGGGGUUGUCUUUCUGUAUAGAGGAGUAAAUAGUUACUGUGAGAUGGACAGUUAAAAAUACUUAAUUUAUUCAGUUAAUGUGCAGAACUCUUAAUUUUCAUGCCUUUAGUCUUUGGCAAUGACCAGGUUUUACAUUAUAGAGCCAAAAGACUUAAGUUAACAUAUUACAUUUCUUUACACACUCAGUACUAAUGGGAUGUAAUGUUUGCAUAGGAAAGUCAGUAUCUCUUCUGUAAAGUAAAAUUCAAGAAAAUUAAAUUUAUGAAAUUUAAAAAGAAAUCAUAGAACAGUUUGGAUUGGAAGGGACCUUUAAAGGUACUUGAUGUGUUUGUAAUUCAACAACUGCAUUUACAGGCCCUGGUGAGAAUAUAAAUUGUUGAUGGAACCGAGGGAGUGCAACUUAUUCUAGUUUGUGCAAGUACUUUUUUUAAUGAUUUGUUUUUUGAACUGUUGCCAUAAUUAAAAAUCCAAGUGAAAGACAAAAUCUGUAGUUAAUACUGAGUUGAGUGUUUUUGCUAAAUGUUUGCUUUGUUGGCUUCCUCUUUUACCAUAAAGUUCAUAGAUUAUUAAUCUAACGGUAGGGAGAGAUUUUGAUUACCAAAUCUACUUUACUGUUCAAUAAUAGACAUAACCAUUCUGUAUUUCCAGGAGUUGCUCACUGAUGAAUUACAUUUACAUGUGAGUGCUGAAAAUCAAUUUGCAAUAUUAAAUGGUUAACCAUU